AUGAUUACUACUGCUAACUGUGGUGGCAAAUCUGGACAAAGCAGGCCUGGACACAGCAGGCUUGACAGUGACGGCAGGCCCGGAAACAGGAGGCCUGGACAGAGCAGGCCCGACAGUGGCGGCAGGCCCGGUCAAAGGAGGCCUGACUGCUGUAGGCCCGGUCAAAGGAGGCCCGACGGUGGCGGCAGCAGGCCCGGUCAAAGGAGGCCCGACGGCGGCAGCAGGCCCGGUCAGAGGAGGCCCGAUAGCAGCGGCAGGCCCGGCCAAAGGAGGCCUGACGUCAGCGGCGGAAGGCCUGGCCAAAAGAGACCCGGCAGCGGCGGCAGUCCCGGCCAACGGAGGCCCGACGACGGUGGCAGCAGGCCCGGCCAGCGGAGGCCCGACGGCGGUGGCGGCAGGCCUGGCCAGCGGAGGCCCGACGACUGUGGCGGCAAGCCUGGCCAGCGGAGGCCCGACGACUGUGGCGGCAAGCCCGGCCAGGGGAGGCCCGACGGCGGCGGCGGCAAGCCCGGCCAGCGGAGGCCAGAGGGCGGCGGCAAGCCCGGCCAGCGGAGGCCCGAGGACGGCGGCGGCGGCAAGCCCGGCCAGCGGAGGCCCGAGGACGGCGGCGGCGGCAAGCCCGGCCAGCGGAGGCACGAGGACGGCGGCGGCGGCAAGCCCGGCCAGCGGAGGCCCGAGGACGGCGGCGGCAGGCCCGGCCAGCGGAGGCCCGACGACGGCGGAAGGCCUGGACACCACAAACCCGGCAGCAGGCCCAUCAAUGGUGGUAGGCCCACAUACAGCUACAACAAUAUCAAGCCUGGCCACGGUCAAAGCGGAAGGCCUGGACACAAUAGGCCAGAUCAAGGCGGCAAGCCAUGUGACACCGACAAUCCUGAACAUGGUCAAAAUUCAGAGAAUGACCAUGGCCACAACAAGAACUAUAGCAAGCCGGGACAGAGCAUCCCGGAUCAUGGCGGCAAGCCGGAACACGGCGGCAAGCCGGAACACAGCAUGCCGGGACACGACAGGCCGGACCAUGGCGGCGGGCCGGGACACAACAGGCCGGACCAUGGCGGCGGGCCGGGACACAACAGGCCGGACCAUGGCGGCGGGCCGGGACACAACAGGCCGGACCAUGGCGGCGGGCCGGGACACAGCAAGCCGGACCAUGGCGGCGGGCCGGGACACAACAAGCCGGACCAUGGUGGCGGGCCGGGACACAGCAAGCCGGACCAUGGCGGCGGGCCGGGACACAGCAAGCCGGACCAUGGCGGCGGGCCGGGACACAGCAAGCCGGACCAUGGCGGCGGGCCGGGACACAGCAAGCCGGACCAUGGCGGCGGGCCGGGACACAGCAAGCCGGACCAUGGCGGCGGGCCGGGACACAACAGGCCGGACCAUGGUGGUGGGCCGCGAAACAGCAGGCCGGACGACGACGGUGGGCCCAAACAAAUGCCUGACGCUCAAUGA
Nerophis ophidion (straightnose pipefish) is the source of this 1452-nucleotide messenger RNA. Its product is annotated as collagen alpha-1(III) chain-like. NCBI's taxonomy places the organism in Eukaryota, Metazoa, Chordata, Actinopteri, Syngnathiformes, Syngnathidae. The record is from RefSeq and is a predicted model, not a curated record. The transcript has a single exon. The coding region runs from base 1 to 1452 and encodes 483 amino acids.